Messenger RNA from Anopheles funestus (African malaria mosquito), 12130 nucleotides. RefSeq lists its product as uncharacterized. Gene Ontology annotation, cellular component: nucleus. Gene Ontology annotation, biological process: regulation of transcription by RNA polymerase II. The coding region runs from base 3168 to 4535 and encodes 455 amino acids. The record is from RefSeq and is a predicted model, not a curated record. Lineage: Eukaryota; Metazoa; Arthropoda; Insecta; Diptera; Culicidae. Gene Ontology annotation, molecular function: DNA-binding transcription factor activity, RNA polymerase II-specific; RNA polymerase II cis-regulatory region sequence-specific DNA binding. The transcript is spliced from 5 exons.
CGUAAUACGCAAAACACGCUGGAUACCGGGCGCGUCUCGGUGUAUUACGAUUUUUCCUAUUGUUUGCAUUUUCUCGUUCGUUUCCUCUUCUAUUGGUGCUGCUCUCCCCACACUCGCCCACCGGUUGCCGGCCCAUGCACUUUUCCCAUCACUUUUUUGGGGGAAGGGUGGGUGUGCUAUUUCUCCCCACCCGGCCAUCCAAUUUCCCCGAGACGCAUUCCGUUAAACACUUCCGGCAAAGGUGCCCAGCUGUAGAAAAGUGUACGAGCGCAACGUUUGCCAGAAAGGGAAGCUACAAAGAAAGUAAAAGUGUUUCCCAUACUUCCCUCCAAAAAAACCCCACUCACCCUCUUUUCCGAUAGCAUCCCUCUUUCGCACUGUGCCAAGCUUUAAGCUUUCGUGUAGAAGAAAGAGAGAACUGACUAGUUUGUUGUUUUUUGUUGGCCAAAAAGCCCUCCUAACCCUCGUACUGUCAGUUUAUCUCACGACAGCAUCUACCUGCACAGGAACUGAUUUUACGACGGUUUACCGUCGGAGUGUUUUUGUGUGUGUGUGUUAAUGGGCUCCCCCGUACACUGGAGCAUGGCCAUCCAAAUCUGGUGAUCCCGACGCGGAAAAUAUUGCGAAAGCAGUGCAGCGCAACAGAGAACACAGUCGGCGAAACAGAAGCGCACCCGCUCAGGUACACAGCGGGAAAUAGCCGUGGCGCUACUUUCACUUGAGUUCGGUUCGGGUUUCUCGCUUGUAUGCGUGCACAACUUCCGCAUGGUUGGUGAAAGGGGUUGCAAAGCCUCGAGCCAGAGUGGGAAAUGAAGAGGUAUCCCCUCCAAAUGAGCAAGAAAAGGCGAUAGAGAGAGAGAGAGAGAGAACAGCGGUAGUUCCGAUGUGCCAUCUGCCCAUGAGGUUUUGUGCGGGACGUCAUCGUUGUCGUUGCCGUCUGCACGCGCAAGAGUGAAAGUGAUCGGUAAGCGCACGGCCACGGUGAGAGUGACGAAGUUGGAAGGUGAGGGUGCCAGGGUGUGUGUGUGUGGUUUUUUUUUUGGCGGGGGAUUCGCGACCAUCCCCGAACCCGAACCGUAGCCCCUGGAAGUGUGUGGCGUUGCGAGCUUGACGUUGGCUUCGCUGGGCUUACUCUUCGUUCCGAGGUCGAUCGUGCGCGAUCGCGUACUGACGUUCCGUGGUUUUGUGUUGUCCCUGUGUAACGCUGUGCUCCCAGAGCUGUUGUCCGUUGUGUGUGCCACCCUUGCUGCUGCCACCAGUCCCCGGGGUCUAGGUACCGUAAAGCACCCUACCCUCCACAAGGGGACACGCGGGUUGGCUCUUGUAGGUUCUUAGUUUGCGAAAAGAUUCUCAACGCUGCGACAUAGUGUACUCAGGUCGGAGAAAUACAAUACCUCCAGUAGAGGUGAAGACAUCAUAUUGAGUUGAUUAGAUAUAGCGAGUGCGUAAUAGUCUUAGAGUUCUGGAGAAUUUAAAAGUAACUCCUGAAGAACUGAGCAGUUUCACGGCUGAAGUGAUCGGGUCUCUACAUACAAAAGCACCACACCAGUAUACUAAGCGCACUGCUCAACGAGUAUACUAGACACGACUUGCCACUCCAGUCCCGUGGGAAGCUGUUCUAUCUGUGUAGGUGCCAUUCCCGAUCCAGUGUUGCCGGUGUUCCCGAAGGUUUUGUGCGGUUUCCACGGUGCCGAUCAGUGUCUGACUGUACGUCCACAAGUUCGCAAGUUUUGCAUCGCGUUCCGUGCGCUUCACGUGCGUGUGCAUCAGCUGCAUACCGUGCAAGAGUGUUAGUUGUUCUAAGUUCGCGAGUUAGAACACACUGCCAUCCCACCGGCCACUGAUUUGAAUAGAGAAGAGCGCAACAAUACAGAGUAGAAAAAAGCGGCAAGUGCGACCCGCAACGCAUGGUGUAGCACGUACAAGGUCAGCACCGGCGCGCGCGCGCGUUCAUACUCCCGUACACAGUAUAUGCAUUUGCAUACGCGGGUUCUUGGGUUGGGUGCGGAACUGACCGCGAGUGGAAGUGUAGGACCCGUGAGAGGAAGGGGCAAAAAAUAGUACACACAGAGCGCUGCCGUCCGACGCUACCCUAGCCCUGGACGCUAGGAACGCUUUGGCAGAAGCAGUCAAGCCCGUUCCAAGUGUGCGCGGUGGAGUAGUACUCUCUUCCUCGGAAGUUCUCGGUAGCACACUGCCCGGGAAAGUCACUGCAGUGGUUCGCAUUCGUUACGCGUUUGGGUUAGGUGAAGAUUGUCCAGAUAUCGGAAUAUUUGGGGAACGUUCGUGGAACUAGUCCCGCUGGAAGAGAUUAUUGGCAGUAAUCGUUGACGUCGGGUUCAUACUGUGGGUGAUGUUGUUGGGGUGCUAAAUCCCUUGUACGUUGUUCUCCGAUGUCUCUGAUCGUAGUGCCGACCGGUCCCGACGUUGCGGUCACACACAACCGCUUGCCUUUCGCUCUGUGAGCCGCCGCAACCACAACACCAACAACUUCGUUCCAUCCGAUAUUAGACAUCUUGUUGAUUAGUUUUAUGUUCCUUCUUCCCCAUUCUAACUCCUAGAAGUAGACCGAUCGCCGCCAUAUUUAGUAUUCACCGGACGGCUCUAGUUCGUGUGUUUCUGCGUGUAUCCGUGUAUGCGUACGCAUGAUAGUGAGUGGGUGAUUUUGGUUUUAGUGCAUCUCCCGUCUCCCAUCGUUUAACGCUAGUGCAGCAGCAUCCAAACCAAUUAACAUGGCGUGAGUUGGCACGGCAAAUGGGAAUAUCAGUAAUCAGAAACGACGCAUGCAAAUACUUAUCAUGAUGCAGUGUUGCGCCGUAUGUUUGCUGUAGUGGCAUUCCAAAAAGUAGUGUGCGUGGCCCAAAAGUCGCUUCUUCGAAGCGUUUGUUUGGUUGUGAAAAGUGUUUGUGGUUCUGGUAAUAUCGUUCUUGAGUGAGAAAGUAGUGUUGAAUUCCUAACAAAACAAAUCGUGAGUGUGUGGGAAAUUGAAAUCUUUCACUGCGGUGUUGACUAAAGCGUUCUCGUAGGUGUUAGUGCAACAGUGAGUGCGUCCUGUUUUGAAGGAUACAAAAGAAUACCUCGAAUGUUUAAUAUCAACCGUUUAGUGCAAUAUAUUUGGUAAUUUUAAGAUACUCCGCUUGAUAUACCUGCUAAUAUAACGCGUUAAAAUGAAUAUGGAGUUUCAACCCCUGCCACCGGUGUCCACCAUGAACAUCGGCCCUCCGACGCCGUCCCCAUCGCCCCACAUCCAGAUACUCUCGAACGGUAAUGGACCCGCGGGAGGUGGUGGUGGUCCUGGAGGCGGUCACAAUGGUAUGGGACCCGGAAACAACGGUGUACACAGUCAGCUGCUUGGGCCGAUGCCACCACCCAGCAUCUUGCCGAUCGGUAUGCCGCUUCAGCAAGUCGUCCACAACCUCCAACAUCUGACCAAUGUCGGAGGGCUUAAUAUGGGUCCACAACAGCAGCAGCAGCAACAACAGCAACAGCAACAACACCAGCAACACCAACAGCAGCAGCAACAGACGCAUCAAAAUUUGCUCACCAGCAACACACCGGGAGCGAACGGUUUGACCGGAAUUCAUCAUGGCGGCACACAAAAUUUGCCUCCAACCUCGCAGCUACUGCAGGCCAUCCACCAGAAUACCAGCAACAACAAUAACAAUGGAGCCAAUAAUAAUAACAACAACAACAAUACGAUUAACCUGAACAACAACAGCAAUAGUAAUGGUAACAACAAUAACAACAGCAUCACACAGUACCAGGUGCAGCAGCUUUGGAGACAUCACGCAUAUCUAAACGGUAAAACAAGCAAUAACAAAGAUAUCUGCGGCGAGGACAAACACAAAGAGGAGAACGAUCCAUGGAACGUCGAAACACACUCCGCGUUCCUCGGCCCGAACCUGUGGGACAAAACCCUGCCCUAUGACUCUGAUCUCAAAGUGCAUCAGGUGAGUGAGUAUGCUGACCUGGACGAGUUUCUCUCGGAAAAUGGCAUUCCGUACGAUGGAAUACCGAACAGUAAUCUGGGCAACUCGACCAGCCUGACCGGCCAACGGUCGGACAGCAUCGGCCACUGUGCAGGGCUGUCGCUGUCCGGCCUCGGGCAGGUAACCACCAAACGUGAACGAUCGCCCUCGCCAUCGGAUUGCAUGAGCCCGGAAACGAUGAACCCACCGUCACCGGCCGAUUCAAUUUUCGAUGUUACAGCGUUCUCGAUGUCGUCCACCCGUGACUUUGAUCCGCGAACGCGCGCCUUCUCGGACGAGGAGCUUAAGCCCCAGCCGAUGAUCAAGAAGUCCCGCAAACAGUUCGUACCGGACGAGAUGAAGGAUGACAAGUACUGGGCGCGCCGUCGAAAGAACAAUAUGGCGGCGAAGCGUUCCCGUGACGCGCGCCGCAUGAAAGAAAACCAAAUCGCGCUCCGUGCUGGUUACCUGGAAAAAGAGAACAUGAACCUACAUCGAGAGGUGGAGCAGCUGAAGCAGGAAAACAUGGAGCUGCGCGCCCGGCUGUCAAAGUACCAGGAGGUAUAAUCUUAGCCUAUCCCGAUGCAACAAUCCACGCUACUUCUACUUCUAGUACUACUGUUACCACUACGACUACUUGUAAACUACUAUUGCUACUACUAUCGGCCGUGCCCGGUCGCAAAACUGGGCAGAGACAGCACGUUUUCCAGCACGUUUGCCGCUUUUACCAUCAUCGGCCGGUAUCAUCGUCAUCAUCGAACCCGGCCGGCACUAUUGUUCGCGGCUUUCGCGCAUUAAACUCGUCUAACCAACGUUACCACCGAUCACUGGCAAAAAAAAACAACCGGCAGCAUACAUUCAGGGCAGCAGCAGCCCACAAGCAGUGAAAGGCAGCUUUUUUUGUCCACUAUUCCUUCUUUCCGCGAAAGGAGCAACCUGGUAAAAAGGAUGGCAAAAGGGCAAAACACACACACAAUAAUGGGUAGUAAAGGAUUUGAUCGACAUGUUAAGCUAGUGUGCACGCCAAACCUGAUCCUAUGUUAAGGACUGUCCAUUAGGAAAACAUUCGGGCACAGCUACGGGAAGGAACUCGGCAACUCUCAACGGUGACAACGAGUGACAGUGUUAAGGGGAAUGGCUAUUAUAGUUGUACGUUAUGUUUUUUCGUUUUCGGUUGUUACUAAUAUAGGCUCCCGUAGGCUCUUUUGUUUUGUAGGUUUGAACUAGUUGAACAGUUUGAUAGCUAAUAGACUCGUUCGAUAGAAGAGACGGUAGCUAAAGCGGAUUACGAAGCGAAGGGUGUGAGCGUGUGUACGCAGAUAGAGGCAGAUCGUACCGAAAUCACUUCCUUCUUUAAUGCAGCAUAAACAAAGUUAUUAAAUGACGUGUUGAAAUUAGUUUAGAUAAAAAACCGCAGCGUUAGAAAUAUAUGGAGUACAGAAUUGGGAGAAAAGUAUGUUACAUACAAACAAGCAAAAAGAAAAAAAGGUUUAAAACACUCUCACCCGUACUCCCAGCCUAUUAAAGACCAUAGGUUUAAUACACACAAUUACUCAUGUCCUUCUCCAAGGAAUAUAAGUAGCAGAACAAACCAUUAGAAGAGUAAAUACACAUUUAGCAAAAAUACAAGGAUGGGGUUAAGCUUAAUGUCGUUGCGCUCGAUUAGAUAAUACAAAAUGGCGCAGGUUUGUUUUUCCCAGUUUAUGUUCGUUUUGUUUUAUUUUUGAUUACAAUCUGGUUUUGCGGUUAGUGUAACACAGUUAGAAAAGGUUAUAUGUUACCUUACUUCUUUUCUUUUCGAUCUUUUGCAACCAAAAAAAAAAACAAACAUCACAUUGCGGAAAGAUCGAAAAGUUGUAGUGUAAAUUAUAUGCUGGAUUUGUGCAAUUGGUAGCUUAUACUGUAACGUGUGUUCGUGCGCGUGUAAAAGGAAAUAACGCAUAAUAAAUCGGUAAGAGUGUAACAGCAAGGCAGCGCAUUAGGAGCGAUAAGGAAGGAUUUUUUUUUGUAGGAGAGAGCAUACUCGUGUCAAUUCCACAAUUGAAUUUUCUCCUUUCAUACUAUUGUGUUGUUGUAAUGGAUGUUUUUUUUGUUUUUUGUUUUAAACAUAAAAGGGUUUUGGUUUAAUGUGAAGGAAUUGCACUGCACCUCGAUUUGUUAAACGACAACAAGCUUGAACGAUGGCGUACCGUGUAAGCAACAAACUCUCGCCUCGAUAAUUUCAGAAAUACCAACCCCCAAGAAAAGAAUCUGUUAAGCAGCGGUUAAGUAACGCUAAAAGAAGUAACAGAGAACGAUAACGACGAUGUAGGGCUGUGAGUUUAUCAAAAAAGGAAGAUGGAAAAAACUGGAGAUAAAAACAAAUCAAGUUCAUCUGAUAACAAACGAUUGUUAAGGAGAAAAACUCCCCACCCCUCCGCAUUGGAAAUAACUCCCACCCCUUUGAUCCUGUUUAAAAAAAAACAAAUGCAAACGCAUAAAUCAAUAUUAACCAAGAAGGAUAAUUUCCAAUUAAGUAAACAAACAAAUUUAAAUUCAAAACACCCAAGCCUUAGUAAACGUUCUUUCGUAAAACAAGACGACUCCUUUGCAUCGUACCAAUUUUUGGGGGGAAAAAUGAAACAAAUAAAUACCCACUUGGCACAUGGUGCACCAUCGGUACGAUGCGGAGCGAUAAAAAGGAUCUAGUAAAGGCAUUUUAAACAAAAAAAAAAGAACCAUGGAUGGAUAUGCACUUCCGUCACGCUCCUCUACCAAACAGACAGAAGCGCGUAAUGUUAAAGAAAUGCCUUCGGAAUUAUCUUCCAAAAACUACCACCCGACUCGACUCCAUCCGAUCAGACUGUUUUGGAUCGGUGGACCAGUGUUGGGUUGGGCAGGAUAAUGUACAAAAUCUGCAACGGAGAAGGAUCGGAAAGACCUUGCACAACUAUUUUUCAUCCUUCAUAUUUUUCAACUCUCUACUAACUGCUGGAAGUGAGGCGACAACUCUUUCCCCUUCCUUGGGAUGUUUUUCGUGUGCAUGAUUGCUAAUAGUUGAAAGUGUUUAAUCACUCUGCACCGUCCCUUGUCAUUCAAAACCCACUUUCGUCCUUAUACUCGUACUCACGCACGCACACACACACACAGAUCGGUACUCGAACAGUGCGUGUUCUAGCUCACCGUUUCGCUUCGGAUCCGGAAGCCUUCCUAUUUCUCUUGGAAAAACAAAAUGUGCAGCCGUGUGUUAUAUACCGAUAGUUGCGCUGUUGCGAUAAGAAAAAAGAUGCUAUAGCAAGAAUAGUAAUAACUGUUGGGAAUAAUAAUUGUUACCGAGUUAUACAACUUACAACCUUUUACUUUUGCGUUCUAGUUAUCGUUAAUGUACUGGACACUUUCGAGAGACAGUGUAACUGGCUGGUGGUAUUGGUUUGGUAAAUUAGGAUUGAAGUUAAGAAUCACCCGUAGUGAUCUGCUGCGAAAACCCGGUAGAGACGUAAUGCAACCGUAGUACAUGCAUUCAGUAGCACGAAAUGAGGUGUAGUGAAGGAAGGAAUUAUCUUAGCAAAAACACGUUGACAUAAAUGACAAAUUACAAUGAACAGUAGGAGCCUGAAUACCUUUCGGCCUUACGCCGGCCUUUGUACAUACGUUCGAAAUGUUGAAAUUAUAACAAACAAAAACAUAGCAUUGUAGCGAGAAGUAAUUGCUGCUCUAGAGCGCCGAUUAAUAGCAUGUGAGCCCAUAUUGUUGAGUACACAAUUUUAUCACACGAAGUACUAGUGGGUACUGGGGUUUCCCGAAACCAGGCUUUCGCUUGGCGCUUGUGUCUGUGUCGUAUUUCCCGCCAGGCCAUACCUGUGAAUGCAUAAAGGAGGUCGCAUGAACAUCCCGGGUACCGGGCACUACUUGCUCCUGGUACUUCUUCCCGGAGGCCCGGUUGUAAAGCUGCAAGAUUAGGCUGUGUUUCCCCCAAAUAGCCGCUGCAAAACCGGGUUGAACAGUUACCGUGACCUGUCCAAGAAAGACAAACACACACACACACACACACACUCGUUAGUAACGGUAGCGAAAUGAGAUUGAUGCCCAUUUCGAAACUACCCUGCACCGUAGACUGUUCUAGCUUUCGUUAUGCUAGCGUUGGUUGGAAGCAAAACCUUCUGGGACAUUAGUCAGAGGCCGUUGCUCACGAGCUGCAUACGAGCGAUUCGAUACUUCGGAGUUAGCACAAUAGUGUAAAUUUCGGCAAACCUAAAGGCAAUGGUGGGUGAUGUUGCGGUAAAGGUAAAGAAAAGGAUAAUGGUACCGGUAGGAGAGGAAGUGGAAGUGUGGCGUCUCAUCAGGCAAGAUGAAAAAAAACAAACAAACAGUAAAUCACAAAACAAAACAUCGCUACCGUAAAUGAAUAGAAAAAGAAAGAGAUAGCGAGAGGAUGAGCGAGAGAAAAAGAAAGUGAAAACGUGUAAAAAAUUAACAAAAAAAAAAAGAAACCAAGAAAAGAAAGAACACGAGAGCAAACAAUUAGUAGUCUGAUUCAAUUGUAGUGAUAGUAACAUUUAGUAAGUGACACAAGGCGAUAAAUAUGUAAUUUGAUAAGUGAGCGCGAAACAGAGGAAAGCAACAAACGAAACAAAGCAAACAGAGCUACCAAGAGCUACAACACAAUACAAAGCAAACAAAACUAAUGAAAAAAAAAAAACACACACACACACAUAACUAAAGAAAAUACAAAAUAAUGGAAUGAGCAUGAGAAGCAAAGGCAAUUCCGAUUUGCCGUGUUGAAGUGGGAAGUGUAGAAAAUAAAGCAAAAAGAUAGAAGAAAGUAAAAGUAAAAUUAAAGGAACGAUGCAUAGCUGAUAUUAGUGAAAGAGGAUUUGUGGAUAAAACGUGUUAAACAACAAAACAAAACAAAAACAAAACACAAAAAAUAGAAGUCACUAGUAAGAACAAACUACGCUACUAGGAUGCGAAGUGCUGUUGUUAAACUUUUUGCGCACACCUGAGUUACCCUCCAGUGUCAGUUUCCUUUAGACAGCUUUCCCCCUUUCUCUACGUAACCCCAGCCUCACUGCUCCACACAAGAAUCCUCCUUUAAGAAUAAGAUUAGAAAAAAGCUUAUAAAAAGAAUUAAAGAAACAAAAAAUCAAACUACAUAUAAUGAUGAUUUGAACAAAACAUAAGAACAAAAAAAAACAAUAUUUUGCUGCACACGAGCUGCCGUAAGCUGGUGUUGCACAGUAGUAACAACUCCACCACACUCAAAGAGCAUUACAGUGACAGCAUCAAGUUACCAUCGAUUUUCGUUACCUAGCAAAAAUUUCCCUACUUCUUUUCUCACUCAUUCUAUUAUUUUCAUUCGACGAUCUUCUUCUCACUGAUGGCAAGAAAUUUGCUCAUCACUUUAAACAGGGUAGUGAUGGUGUUCGUUUUGCUGAUUUGUUUGUUCUUUUUUGUUUGUUUCCUUUCGAUGCUUUUCAUUAUCAAUUAUUUUUUGUACAUAGCUUUUGUUUUUCUUCUCUCCCUGCAACGAUAAAACGUUUCGUUUUGCUUCUGUUAGUGUAAUAGUUUCGUUUGAACAUUGUUGAAUCGUUUGUAUGGAUUCUUUUACUUUGCCUUACCUUUGUGUUAGUAUGGUGUAAAAGGGAUGCAACGCUGCCAGUUUGCUGAUGUCUCUUAGCGUGUCUUAGCGUGUGAGAAAAUACUGUAGCAAAAACCCUGCGACAAUGUAGUGUACAUUCGUAUGGCACACAAUUCACAUUUUUAAUUGCAAGCACGAAAGGGAAAAAUUAAAUCAGCAUACUAUAAACCACGGAUAUAAAAGAAACACACACACACACACUCCUGCACCUAGUUAUGACUUCACACCCGGAAAGAUUAUAAGUAAGGAAACGAACGCUAAGCUAAGAAAACAUCCCGAAUCGGUGGGAGGGUGACAAAUGCAAAACAAAGAGAAAACAUCAGCAAAGGAGAAGAGAGAGUGUAGCGUUGUGUAGUAAAACAAACAAUAACAAAAAAUCAAACAAAAGUGUAGAAAGUAAACUUAAUUACUUAUGGUUAAGCGUUUUCAUUUUUUUUUUAUUAAAUUGUUAUUACAUCUAUUAGUAGGCAGCUUUACAAUUAAUUAGGAACGGUUAAAAAGUCUUUUCUAACUUCUCCCUUUUUCUCCCUUUUUGCUUCUCUAUUAGGUGUGUAAGGUUUUUCUUUCUCAGUCUCCUAUUUUUUUUAUCUUCCUUAAAUCGUUUAGGUUUUUGUUACUAUUUAGGAAUCGUUAAAAUUUCUUACACAUUUUGGCACUGUUUUUUUUUUCGUUUUGCAAAAAGUUAAACCAAAAAGCCUCUCGUAGCAAAAAAAAAAUGUUUUGAAAUUAACAACAAUUGGGUUGUUAGAGAGAAAAAAAAUCAAAAUGUUGAUCAGUCUAAAUUUACAAACUAAAUUUGUUACCAUUAGUACUAUUAUCUCUUCACUACUUAAUCCCUUUUCCCAUUUUCAUACUACAAAGCCUGCUAUCAUGUAAAUGUUGAUUAGUUUAGUGAUUUGUUUUUUUCCUUUCCUUUUGUUGGUUUUUGUGAAUAUUAUCGGUUUAAUGUUUAGUGCUGUUUAUCUUUCAUUUGUCCUCUUCUUAUAUCCUAUCUUUUUAUUCUUCAUCCUGCUGCAGCUCGGUUUGUGUUUUUUUUUCUUCUGUUUCAUGUAAGCCAAUUGUUUGCUUUCAUUAAAAUAAAGAUAAGGAAGCUGUUAUACAAAAUGGGAAAGUAGAGAAUUUUGCAAAAGUGAAGAACAAAUAAUACAGAAAUUAAAACAUCGCUUGUUGUUUUCUAAUCGUAUCGACAUACUAAAGAAAAGAACAUACUCAUAAAUACAAUCACCCACUUAUACACAAACACACACACACACAUUAAAGUGGCAAAGACAUGAAAUAAGUGUAGUGUUAGAAUGGCAGCGUGGAAUUAAGACGAAACUUACGAGCAUUCACCCAUUUUUGUUUUCUCUAAUUUUACUAACCUUAAGUAAUGCUGUUUUCUUCCGUUUCUACUAUAUCAUAUCUAUAACUACGAUACGUACAAAAGCACACAUACACGGUAAAACAUUCUUUUCUCUCUCUCACACACACAUACACGCACACGGACACAUACUGAGUCACUGGACAAACGAAAGAUGGAAACGUAAAAGGCGAGAAUGGAUAAAGAAAUGAAGAAGAAGAAGAAGAAAAAACAACCCCCCUGGGGGCGAAUGCCUCUACUGUCAUCAAUUACUAUUAUUAUUAUGAUAAUUAAUUAUAUUAAUAUUAUUAUUAUUAUUAUUUUCUAGUGAAUGAUAACGAUUUUUUUCUUGUCUGAAAAGAGAUCAAUAAAACUGUAAGCAUAGUUAAAUGACAUUUUGUUUUCUUUAAGUUUUUGUUUCGUUUUGUUAAUCAAGUGUCGUAAUAGAAAUGAAGUGAAAAAUAAAAUAAAAUUAUUGAAAAAAUAACUCAAUAAUAACGGCGCAUCGAAACGACAGUGUUUGAGUGCUUUGGUUGGUUUUUGUUUUUAGUUUGGGUUUGUUUGAGUUCACAUUAUGCAUCCUACCGCAGGGUGUUGCUCCCAUGUAUGGCUGCAUAAAUGAAAUCCUAAUACAAUUAUUCAACGGAAUACAGGUAGUUACAGACAAAAAAAAACAUAAGCGCAAACCCCUAAACAAACACAAAGAGAUUUCUAGUUGUAAACCUUGUAAAACCCCUUUAGAACCCUCCGCCCAUGAAGCCGGGAGCGAAAAGGGUCUCCCCCUACUUAACCCUUUUCUUAAUGAUAGUAUCCUUCCACGCGAACACAGACAGAGACUCACCGAACUAUAUUAACACCCUUGUAGUGGAUUAUAUAGCGUAUAUACAGGAGCAUUAUUAUAUUGUAGUGUAUUAGUGAUUGUAGUGUUAUAACCGUUAUACUGUGCCGCUUUUCUAGUGAGCGUGUGAAAUUAAACACGGCCGUUCUUUAAAGCUAACGAGCGAGAGAGACAGAGAGAGAGAGAGAGAGACGAAGAGAGGAGAGAAAUCGAAAUUGGACUCCAUUUUGCUGCUGUUACUUUUUUCACUCACGGCUCAUUAUUUUCCUUCGCCACACAAAAUAAAAUAUUCGACCGUCCUGUUUAAAAGCAAAAACUACCUAUAACAAUAAAAUUUCCCUCUCUACAAUAAACCUAAAUGUCCCAAA